GCGGCGUGCAGCUGAUCAGUUCGCGCAAGUGCGCACCUCCGCCUCUCCCGAGCUCCGCUGCAGGCCUGCAGCCGCGCCGGGUCGACCAGAUGGCCACCGCGACGCACGACGGGGCCCCGGGCUCGAACGGCGCCGGGGGCGUCGAGAUGGUGGAGGCGAACGAGCUCCGGCGGCGGGGCAAGCCCGCCAGCGACGACCGCGCGGCCUCGUUGCCGCCGGCCCGCGACGGGGCGGGCGCGGCGGAGGACGAGGCGGCGCCGUCCGUGGAGCGCGCGUUCGCGGGCCAGCCCGUGCCGUCGUGGCAGGAGCAGCUGACGGUGCGCGCCUUCGUGGUCAGCUUCUUCCUGGCCGUCCUGUUCAGCGUCAUCGUCAUGAAGCUCAACCUCACCACGGGGGUCAUCCCCUCGCUCAACAUCUCCGCGGGGCUCCUCGGCUUCUUCUUCGUCCGCCUCUGGACCGCCGCCAUCGAGCGGGUGGGGCUCCUCAAGCAGCCCUUCACGCGCCAGGAGAACACCGUCAUCCAGACCUGCGUCGUCGCCUCCUACGGCCUCGCCUUCAGCGGGGGCUUUGGUAACUACCUAUUAGCUAUGAGCGAUAAAAUUGCUGCCAUGUCAACUGAGGCAAAUGAUGCUCAAAAUAUCAAAAAUCCGCAUCUUGGAUGGAUAAUUGGUUUCCUGUUCCUUGUCAGCUUCAUUGGGCUAUUCGGCCUUGUGCCACUAAGAAAGAUUAUGAUAGUUGACUACAAGCUGACGUAUCCUAGUGGCACUGCAACAGCCUACCUCAUAAAUGGCUUUCAUACGCCCCAGGGUGCCGAGCUUGCAAGGAAGCAAGUGAAGAAAUUGGGUACAUUCUUUGUCCUUAGCUUUGUUUGGGGUUUCUUUCAGUGGUUCUUUACUGCUAACGUAGAAGAAUGUGGAUUCCAAAAGUUUCCAUCACUAGGCCUGCAAGCUUACAAAAACAGGUUUUACUUUGAUUUCUCUCCUACGUAUGUUGGAGUGGGAAUGAUUUGCUCACAUAUUGUCAACAUAUCUAUUCUCCUGGGAGCCAUCCUCUCAUGGGGAAUAAUGUGGCCCCUCAUAGCCAAGAAAAGGGGAAUAUGGUUCUCUGCUGAUCUCGAUGACACUAGUCUUCGCGGAAUGCAAGGUUACAGGGUCUUCAUAGCCAUAGCCUUGAUUCUCGGGGAUGGUCUAUACAACUUCCUAAAGAUAUUCAUUCUCACAGUGGUCUCGUUAAGAUCUCAGCUCAAGAAAAGUAACGCUAGCACACUUCCUAUCUCUGAUGAUGGCACAGUUCCUGACACCGCACCUAUCUCAUACGACGAAGAGCGGCGCAACGAACUCUUCCUCAAAGAUCAAAUUCCUUGGUAUGUUGCACUUGGAGGCUAUGUUGUUAUUGCUGCCAUAUCUAUCGGUGCUGUCCCGCAGAUAUUCCCACAGCUGAAGUGGUACCACAUCCUGGUAGCCUACAUUUUUGCUCCUGUACUUGCCUUCUGCAAUGCCUAUGGAGCUGGCCUCACUGACUGGUCUCUAGUUACCACCUACGGAAAGCUUGCGAUCUUCGCGUUCGGUGCAUGGGUGGGGGCCUCGCAUGGUGGCGUUCUUGCUGGCCUAGCUGCCUGUGGCGUGAUGAUUAACAUCGUGGGCACUGCUGCUGACCUGAUGGGGGACUUCAAAACAGGAUACCUGACACUGGCCUCACCAAGGUCAAUGUUCAUCAGUCAGGUCAUAGGCACGGGAAUGGGCUGCGUCAUCGCUCCCUGCGUGUUCUGGCUCUUCUACAAGGCCUUCGGCAACAUUGGCGUCGACGGCAGCCAGUACCCCGCGCCGAACGCCGCCGUCUUCCGGAGCAUGGCGAUACUUGGCGUCGACGGCUUCUCCUCGCUCCCGAAGAACUGCCUCACCCUCUGCUACGUGUUCUUCGCCGCGGCGAUCGUCAUCAACCUGAUCAGAGACCUGGUGCCCAAGAAGUUGUCGCGGUUCAUCCCGAUCCCGAUGGCGAUGGCCAUCCCGUUCUACCUCGGGGCGUACUUCGCGGUGGACAUGUUCAUCGGGACGGCGAUACUGUUCGUGUGGCAGAGACUUGGCAGAGCCAAGGCGGACGCGUUCGCGCCUGCGGUUGCGUCAGGCAUGAUCUGCGGCGACGGGUUAUGGGUCCUGCCUCAGUCGGUGCUGGCCCUCGCCAAGGUGAAGCCUCCGAUCUGCAUGAAGUUCCUGUCGAGGACGAUGAAUGACAAGGUGGAUGCUUUCCUUACAACGCUAUCGUAGAACGUUCGGUGGAGAUGACAUGUGUCAGUUAUGACUGAUGAAGCCAAUGUUCAGUCUGCUUCCCAUCUGAUGUGUGUGCAAUGGGUAGUCAUCUUCUGCUUCAGUAAAUCCGUGUCAGCAAGAAGUGUUCUGAGGUUGAUAAUAUGUAUAUCAGUUAAAAAAAGUUGUGUACAGGUUGCUUUACUAAAUAUGAUAAGUCAUGUGUUUCUUA
Panicum hallii is the source of this 2475-nucleotide messenger RNA. RefSeq names its product probable metal-nicotianamine transporter YSL13. Gene Ontology annotation, cellular component: membrane. Lineage: Eukaryota; Viridiplantae; Streptophyta; Magnoliopsida; Poales; Poaceae. The record is from RefSeq and is a predicted model, not a curated record. Gene Ontology annotation, molecular function: oligopeptide transmembrane transporter activity.